AUGUCCGGAGUACCCACACGUCCCCUGGGAAAAAAUGGCCCAGAAGUGACUCGAGUAGGUUUUGGUCUCAUGGGUCUGAGCAGCUACUAUGGAAAGCCGUUGCCGAUCGAAGAGGCACUUCAUGUCCUUGAUCGGGCUCAUGAGCUUGCUGAUGUCUACGACGGCAAUGAGGAGCUACUUCGAGAAUGGUUUGAGAGAAACCCUGAGAAACGCCAGGACAUAUUCUUGGCCACGAAAUUUUCUUUGGGUGCCCUUCCAGAUGGAACGACGUCGCGGGAUUCUUCACCCGCUUAUGCCUUGCGUGCAUGUGAAGCGUCUUUGCGCAGGCUCGGUCUUUCUUAUGUCGACCUAUACUACUGCCAUCGACUGGAUGGCAGGACCCCCGUUGAAGAGACUAUCAAGGCCAUGGUUGAGCUCAAAAAUGCCGGCAAGAUCAAAUACAUCGGGUUGAGUGAAUGCAGCGUGGCGUCCCUUCGCAGAGCACACAAUAUUCACCCUAUUUCGGCCGUACAGAUGGAGUACUCGCCGUUCUCACUGGAAAUCGAGAGUCCAGAAUAUAAGUUGCUGGAGACAUGCAGAGCCCUUGGGGUUGCUUUGGUUGCUUACUCACCUCUGGGACGCGGUAUAAUGAGCGGUGCCCUGCGCUCUGUGGCAGAUUUCGAGGAGGGCGACUUCAGAAAAACAUUGCCUCGGUUUUCGGUGGAGAACUUUCCGAAGAACCUGGAACUUGUUGACAGUAUCGGUAAGUUAGCGGCGUGCAAGGGUAUUCAUCCGUCGCAGUUGACCCUCGCUUGGCUGCUCGCCCAGGGAAGUGAUAUUUUCCCCAUCCCUGGGACAACCAAGGUUGAGAGGCUGAGGGAGAACGUGAAUAGCAUGUUUGUUGAGCUGUCUCAGGGAGAAGUCAUGCAAUUCAGAAAGGCCGUUGAAGAAGCCAACGUCCAGGGAGACCGCUCUUCCAAAGAGUUGACCGAGAUGCUGUUUGUGGAUACUCCGUUGCCGUGA
Messenger RNA from Penicillium salamii, 1002 nucleotides. NCBI's taxonomy places the organism in Eukaryota, Fungi, Ascomycota, Eurotiomycetes, Eurotiales, Aspergillaceae. The record is from the annotation of a GenBank genome assembly.